AUGGUGUUACUACCUGAGAAGCCAGUAUGGAUGUCCCAGCAACAAUAUGAAGAGCAAUAUGGUUCGUUGCUUAAAUUGAAAGAAUCAGAGAAGUGCAAUCAUGAGGACAAACAGCUAGCAUUACAACCCAAAGAAAGUAGCAUCGGAUAUUCGACGCAGGAAAGAAUAGCAAAGCUUUCAGUACCAGAAGUUCAAGAUGACGACAAAAAUAGCAAGGUGCGCAACAGGAAACAUCAGCGAUUUGAUUUAGAAGAGAAGAAGAAAAAGCUGAGGCUGCAGAAGACUAUAGAAGAACAAAUAAAACAUCAUGAUAUUGAAAUGACAGCUAAUAGAGUCGUGAAUGUUGACCAUGUUGUCAGGCAACAUUAUAAUGAGCGUACGUUUCUUUCCAAAAAGCAUAACAGAAAUUAUUCUCCUAUCAUUAAACUUAGAAACUUUAAUAAUGCUAUCAAGUACAUUCUCAUUGACAAGUUUACAAGAGCAGGAGAUGUAGUCUUGGAGCUUGCCUGUGGUAAAGGUGGUGAUUUAAGGAAAUAUGGUGCCGCAGGAAUAUCACAGUUUAUUGGUAUUGACAUUUCCAAUGCUUCAAUUACCGAGGCGCUUAAACGUUAUCAUUCGAUGAAGAACCUUGAAUACCAAGUUAUUCUAAUUACUGGUGAUUGUUUUGGUGAGUCCCUUGGGGUCGCAGUUGAAUCAUUCCCAGAAUGCAGAUUUCCUUGUGACAUAGUGUCAUGUCAAUUCGCUCUACAUUAUGCGUUUGAAACCGAAGAGAAAGCUAGACGAAUGUUGCUUAACGUUGUCAAAUCAUUAAAGAUUGGAGGAUAUUUCUUCGGUACCAUCCCAGAUUCAGAAUUUAUUCGUUACAAGAUGAACAAAAUACCUGAAUCAGUAGAAAAGCCAUCUUGGGGGAACUCUAUCUACAAGGUUACGUUUUCUAAUAAUGAAUACCAGAAAAACGGCAAUGAGUUUCCAUCGCCGUUUGGACAAAUGUACACAUUUUGGUUGGAAGAUGCUAUCGAUAACGUCCCUGAAUACGUUAUACCGUUUGAAAGUUUCAGAAGUUUGGCAGAUGAAUACGGUAUGGAAUUAGAGCUGCAAAAGGGAUUCAAUGAGUUCUUUGUGGAAGAGAUCCCUAACUGGGUAAACAGAUUCUCACCCAAAAUGAGAGAGGGAUUAAAAAGAUCUGACGGAAGGUAUGGGGUGGAAGGUGUAGAAAAAGAACCAGCUGCAUAUUUCUACACAACAUUUGCAUUCCGUAAGGUUAGAGACUAUCAAGAGUAA
This is a messenger RNA of Kluyveromyces lactis, 1281 nucleotides long. It is a transcript of the gene ABD1, whose product is annotated as mRNA (guanine-N7)-methyltransferase. Gene Ontology annotation, molecular function: mRNA 5'-cap (guanine-N7-)-methyltransferase activity. Gene Ontology annotation, cellular component: nucleus. The record is from RefSeq and is a predicted model, not a curated record. The transcript has a single exon. Gene Ontology annotation, biological process: 7-methylguanosine mRNA capping. Lineage: Eukaryota; Fungi; Ascomycota; Saccharomycetes; Saccharomycetales; Saccharomycetaceae. Bases 1 to 1281 code for a protein of 426 amino acids.